Molecule: messenger RNA, 529 nt
Organism: Porites evermanni
Lineage: Eukaryota; Metazoa; Cnidaria; Anthozoa; Scleractinia; Poritidae
Source: the annotation of a GenBank genome assembly
AUGGCCUCAGCAGUAACAGAUUACUGUAGAACACUUGUAAGUGCUCAUAGUUUCUUUUACGUCCGAAAUGCUUUUUGUUUACCUUGAAUUCUUCAAACUUCAGGGAGCGGAUGGGAGGCAACUUCGACUCGCAGGCCAUGUUGGAUUUGACAGCUUACCCGACCAGCUCGUGAAUAAAUCAGUCAAUAGAGGCUUUGCUUUUAAUAUUCUCUGUAUAGGUGAGUAAAAGGUUAUUCUUUAAAACCUUCAUUUUAAAUUUGCUCUCUUUGUUUUGUUUUGUUUCUUUUUUGGGGGAGAGAGCGAAAAACGCCGAUACAAUCAUCUGUCAAAUCAAAAGCGAGUACGUGAGGAAGAGUGGUAUUAGCCCCGUAGUUGUCUGUAUGAUUUUAUCUCUCUUUUUUUUUUUUGCACAAAUGUUCAGAUUCCUUUAUCUUUCCUUUGUUUUUCAGGCGAAACAGGAAUCGGAAAAUCGACUUUAAUGGAUUGCCUUUUUAAGACUGCUUUUGAAGGUGUGUGUACAUGUAAUUGA